Molecule: messenger RNA, 1599 nt
Organism: Striga asiatica
Lineage: Eukaryota; Viridiplantae; Streptophyta; Magnoliopsida; Lamiales; Orobanchaceae
Source: the annotation of a GenBank genome assembly
CUCCUAUCGCGAAAGAAGGCCAUACAAUUUAUUAUGUUUCCAGUUCAACUAGUCUCUCUAACCCACAUAUCCAAAACCCAACAAAUUGCAGUCAUGCAUUGCUAGUGCCCCUCCAAGCGAGCACAUAUUGCCGGGGACCAUGAUUCCAUCUACUUCAAGCAACUUAUCGUCUUUACACCCAUUCUAUGUUAGUUUUUUUCCGGGAUUGCGUAUGCUGGAGAUUGAUGUUGUUCGUCUCAUGAUGUUUCUUACCCAGCUGGAGAUAUACUUUUUUAUUGGGAAUUUUAAGUUAAUAUAAGUUUCUCUUGCAGAAAGGCAAUCUUGGGCUUCGCUUACUCUGGCACCUCAUGCAUAUAAUCUUGAGCCUAUGGUACUUUGUUCACAGUUUGAUAAAUGCACUCGAGAGCUUUCUUAUAUCGAGUGGUUUAUUUAAGCAGUACAGAAAUCUGGAUAUUAGCAAAGUUAAGUACCUGGCCAUUGUUAUAGAGAGUGAAGAAGCCCUCGACACGUUGAAAGUUUUUGAGCUAUUACGAUGGCUUGCGGAUAUUGGGUUUAAGAAAAUGUGCCUUUAUGAUAAAGAAGGAGUGUUGGAAAAAUCCAAAGAUGCCCUAAUGAUGUGGUUGAAAAGUGAGAGAAUGUCAAAGGAGGGUACUAGCGAUCCAGUUCUUGAGCAGAAAUAUAUGAGUUUGGAAGUGAUUUCGUUUUCUGAUUCAAAAGAUGCGGUUGCAAAAGCAGCUAAUUUUCUUUUGAAGAAGCAUUACUUGGGUACUGACGAGACACCUGAGUUAACUGAACCUGACAUGACAAAUGCACUUGAAGCAUUAGGUAUGGUAUGGGACUCUAGAGCCAGACCUCAUGUUAAUUUAUGGGCCUGCGAGAUGCCACCUAGGAUUUCCAGCUUGGAGAAGUCGUUACACAGAGAUGGUGUAAGUAUAACCCCUCUUGGCUGUGGAUUCAAAGAAUUACUGGAUUAUUUUUGUAAUUAACCCGAAGCAGUACCUAUAUCUCAUUAAUUAUUGAUUUCAAUAAAUAAAAUAUUAAUUACCUCUGUUUUCCUAUACCAUUUACGUUUUUGAACACCGGACUUAAAAACAUAUAUAUUUAUUCGCAGACAUAUGGGACCUUUGAAAUCAAUGAAAUUUGGUGCCAUCAUCAAGGCAAUUCACAAGUUCACUACAGUACAUCAGAACUAUGGUACAUAAACCGUUAUACUUCCAAAUGGCAAUUUGUUAUACGCUAUAUACGAGGAUAACAUAUUUGUAGGCUGCAGUGGAACAUCUAAACUAUGUACGGUUAUAUUGGAUUUUACAUGGUUGUGCGAUUUUCUAUCAUGAGAUGUACACAAAACGCUUUUCAACCAUCUAUCAUAUUUACCCCUCCCUCCCUCUCUAGGGUUGGCAAAUUGUACUAUCGUCGUGUUGUGUUUUACUCUCAUAUUUAUUUUCAUGUUAUCCAUUUUAUUUCAUCAUUAAUACGAUAAUAAAUCAAAUUUUAUCUAGUUUAUUCACUUUUGUAUUUUCAUGUUAUCCAAUUUAUGUGAUCAUUAAUACGAUAAUAAAUCAAAUUUUAACUAAUUCUUUUACUUUGUGUUUCUCUUGU